AUGGUUUCGGUGAUGCUGUUAUUAUUCGCGGUAUUAGUAUUCUUCGGAGAAGAAGGUGUACAAUCUGCUGCAGUUUCAAAACGAGAAAUCGAUCGAUCCCUUCGUCGCUUAUUUAUCAAUCGUGGUACUGAUAUUGUUGAUGAUAAUAACGAUGUUAUUGGCGUUGUCGGUGGCGUUCUUGAUGAUAAAAAUGAUGAAGGGGUUGAAAAAUGUGCUGAAGCCGGAACACCUUGUGGCCGUCGUCACAAUGGUCGAUUUGUUUCUCUUGCCGACUGUUGUAAUACGUGUGUUCGUGUUAAUAACAAAUAUCGAUGUAGUUAA
Adineta ricciae is the source of this 321-nucleotide messenger RNA. NCBI's taxonomy places the organism in Eukaryota, Metazoa, Rotifera, Eurotatoria, Adinetida, Adinetidae. The record is from the annotation of a GenBank genome assembly.